Messenger RNA from Symbiodinium sp. CCMP2456, 1806 nucleotides. The record is from the annotation of a GenBank genome assembly. NCBI's taxonomy places the organism in Eukaryota, Dinophyceae, Suessiales, Symbiodiniaceae.
AUGUCUGGCUUGCGAGCUUGCCUCUUUGCCCCAGAGGAGGUAGGAUGCCUCCUUGUGCGUGCUGGCAACCGUUGGAAGCUCUGGAGGGAAAGAGAAGGCGCUGUCGAGCUCUACCACAGUGAUGAGAACGAGACGUACACAGCAGCUUGUUGGGCCUGCCCUGAAAACUUGCAGGGGUGCGUGGUGCUGGGCUGCGCAAGUGGCCGGGUCCAAGCUUGGGACGCGAGCUCCGCGGAGUUGCUCGGCCGUCCUGGUCAGGCGUUUCAUGCUCUGGCCAGUGGCGCGGACUGCAGUGUUACAGCUCUGGCAGCUUCUUCCACGAGAGGGACGGUCUUUGCCGCAUGCUCCGGACUGCCAGACAUUCUUGAGAUUGGACUUGUGGAUGGUGUGACGAGAAGCUCCCUUGCCAGUGGGAAGAACUCAGUCUCCGGCUUGGCAGUAUCCGGCUUAACGUCAGAAUGGCUUCUGAGCUCUUCCAUCGCGGCUCCUCUAAAGCUGUGGCGACUCCCAGCUGCCGGUGCAAGCUUGUCCAACCUUCACAAGGCGAGCAAGUGCUUGAAGGCCCCAGCAGGCGGCGCUGCCCAUGUGGAUCUUUGCUGCUUCGAGGGCCGCCUGAUGGCUUUGGCUUCUGACGGCGCCAUGCAGGUGGACUUCUUCGAUGCAGGCCCGGAAAACCAAGGAGGAGUGGCUCACGGCAAGAGGACGCCCACGAGUUCGACGAGGGUGCUUACCUGCCACGAGCGAGUGAAAGAAGCUCGCUUGGCAAAGGAGAGGGAUGCAGGCGGGCGGCUGCUGGCAGUCGGCCACGGACCUUCAAUCGUUGUAUGCUGGACGUUCGAAACAGGAUCGGACGCGCCUGUCCGAACAGUUGCACCGAGCUUCUCAGUUUCGAAGACCGAGCUGGGAGGCACAGUCUUAUGUGCUCGAGGUGCGCAGCUCGCCAUGAGAAACAUGCGAACAGAGAGGUUGAUGAUGGUGGUGGCGCAUGGCACCGCUGCCAGACCCUCCUUUGCACAGGUGACCCCGCCAAAGACCAAGAAAGGUGCUGCAAUUGUGGAAGCUCUGGCUGCGGGGCAGCCUCGGGCAGAUGAAGCAGCCAACUCAGUGCCAGCCAAACAACGGGCUGCUGCAACUGUACUUGGUCCAGCAGAAACUGCUCCUCAGAAGAGAACGAAAGCCGAUCAGCAGGCCGUGGAGGACACUGGGAAGCGGCGAACAGUGGUUGUUCCUGGAAGUCGUCCGGAGACCGCAGGCAGUAAUCUGUCUCUGGCUCCAGUUCUACGGCAGGGACUGAGAUCGAAGGAUAGCAGCACGCUUGACAAGACGCUGGUGCUCAAAGAUCGAGACCUGAUGGACACAUCGGUCUCGGAACUUUCGAGCAUUGAAGCCUAUGACCUGAUGCAAGAAUGCGCCAGGCGGCUGAUGGAGAAACCAAUGGAGGGUCAGGUUUAUUGUGCGUGGAUGCAGCGGGUGGUCUAUCACCAUGGUACUUUCAUUCGUUCCUACCCUGCGCUCCGAGAUGCUCUCCGGCCGCUUCACGAUGCCACAAGUUCCAGAUGUGCCUCUUACAGAACUUUGAUGUACAUGCAUGGUCGACUUCACGGCCUUGUAUCCAGGGGGAAUGAGGUCCUCGAGAGGGAAGCCACGGAGACGGUGGUCAGAGUGCCGCUGUUGGAGUAUGUCGAGGGUGAUGAGGAUCUGGAAGAGGAGCAGAAGCAGGAGGACGAUCUUGGAGAGUUGGAUGAGGACGACGAUGACGACGAGGACAUCGAUCUCAACGCAGAUGAUUGGUUAGACAGUGACUAG